AUGAACUACGACAAACCACCGGGAUUUAUUUAUCCGUCUUCUACCCCAGGCACGUGUUUCGGAAACACUGUAGAAGUGUACUCCUCUACCUCGGGGGGAAUAUUAGCGAAGGAUCUCAAUUGCGGCGAGAAUGUUGUUCAGGAACCACAUAUACUGUCGGAAUGGGACUGUUUUUGUCCCAUUCACGGGUUUCAAAGGGGUCAACAGCGGAUCCUCAUGCCACCUUCAGUUCUCCGAAAUCUCUAUGUCAAACUCUCCAUCCCACUCCCCAAGCCGCUCAUAACCGAGCAUAAAAAUCCUGCCGUUGCAGGAGAACGUUCAACAAGCGAGAGCAGACAGAUUACCUGGUGCCCUGUCCCUCAACCCAAACCAAACAGAAGAGAGCCUGACAACCCUCAACGUCGCGGGGACUCUCCUCCUUACAGUCCUAGCAUAUCUAUCAUCCAGUACUUGGAGCGGCAUGAAUGCCCAAAGUCCCUUUAUGUAUUGGAGCUGUUUGGCCCAGGUUUAUACACGACGUGCAACGUCCUUUAUGUCCGGACUCCGUACGGUGCCAGCUCAACAAACCUGCACACAUGA
This is a messenger RNA of Histoplasma capsulatum G186AR, 579 nucleotides long. RefSeq lists its product as uncharacterized. The record is from RefSeq and is a predicted model, not a curated record. Bases 1 to 579 code for a protein of 192 amino acids. NCBI's taxonomy places the organism in Eukaryota, Fungi, Ascomycota, Eurotiomycetes, Onygenales, Ajellomycetaceae. The transcript has 5 exons.